This is a messenger RNA of Entamoeba invadens IP1, 624 nucleotides long. RefSeq lists its product as hypothetical. The record is from RefSeq and is a predicted model, not a curated record. The coding region runs from base 1 to 624 and encodes 207 amino acids. The transcript is spliced from 2 exons. Lineage: Eukaryota; Evosea; Mastigamoebida; Endamoebidae.
AUGAACCAUCCGCUGUUGAGAAGACACGACGACGAAUUUGGCCAAGUCCGUUACUACGAUUCGGAGGCAUAUGUGUAUGGUAUAGAAAUAAGUCCAAUAAAGGGCGUGUGCAACCCGCAAAUUGUCGGAGAAAAGAAAGACGUUGCUGUUGUCCUCCCAGACAAUUUUUUUAAAAGCGCAGUAAGUAACUAUAAAUUAACUAUAAAUAAAUAUUAUUACGAUGGAAACAAAUUCGAGGUUGCUACAGUCAACAACGUCUGUAUCAUAACUGGCGAACAUAUUCCACUUACUCACACAUACUCGUUGGUCAACAAAUUGUAUCAGGCCUUUUGCUUUAAAGAAGUUGUCACUGUCGAUUUUGUAGAUAGCAUAGGAGAGGUAUCGACUCUGUCCACCGAAAGUGAUUCAAAAUUCACACAACUAAAACCGCCAUACCAUCUCAAAGACUUUUCCGCGGCGUUUUACACACUCUGUGUGAUGGAAAAAUUGAAAUGCGAGUCUUUCGUUGUGCAAGAAGACACUCCACAGAUAGAAAAGGUCUUAUCAUACAUUCGUGAACACAGUGGUCUUGCUGAUAUACAACUUCCCGUAGUUUCGUACUCUUUUUCAACGCUCUAUGCCUAA